Messenger RNA from Aureobasidium vineae, 1671 nucleotides. NCBI's taxonomy places the organism in Eukaryota, Fungi, Ascomycota, Dothideomycetes, Dothideales, Saccotheciaceae. The record is from the annotation of a GenBank genome assembly.
AUGGUCAAGCGAAGGGCGUCAGAUGCGCUCGAAGACGAGGAGCGGAGUAUCAAAAGACUCCAGCAAAACAAACCGGAUCGGCUGUCGAGGCUCAGCCACGAAUUGACGCUCAGAGUGCUUUCGUUUCUGCCCGUGCCCGACCUCAUCACCUGCCAGAGCGUGUCGCAACAUUUCCACCGCCUCGCUGGCGACUCACAACUAUGGAAGGCACUCUACUACAAUCGAUUUGUCCGUCCGAGGGCAUCGCGCAUACCUGGAAUUAACGAAUCUGGAGUGCCUGCCGAAAGUUUGUGGUACUCGAGCAAGCUCUCUAGAUGGCUGGACGAGGAUAACCUGGUCAGAAGAGGAAAGGAGACAAAUUGGAAAAGACAGUACAAGACGCGGCAUAAUUGGACAAAGGGCACAUGCGGCGUCAGCGAGGUUCCUGUCUCACCGGAGCCAUCCGUUCCGCCAACACUGCUUCAGAUGCAUGAUGGCAUUAUCGUCAUGGCCGACAAUCUGCAUGGUUUGCGCGCAUGGUCAUCUCAGUCAGGCCGAGAUAUGCUAGCUACCAUGACAUUUCCUGCCAAGGCCAGUCCUCCCUCGGCUUUGACGGUCGAUUCUGCACCUUCAUCCUCAACCGUCACCAUUGCUGUAGGCUUUCAAGACGGCUCGUUUACCAUCUACGACCUUCAUGUUUUCCAGUGUCGUUUUGUUUCUCGUUACUCUCACGAGCCUUCUUCCAACGGCUUGGUCUCGGCCGCCGCUUUGUCUUUUCCCUAUCUCGCAACCAUGACCGCGAGCCAACUCCUUUCCUUCUAUAAGUUUACGCCGACUGAAGACGAAGCAUCAGAGGACACAAAUCUGGAACCUCCGCGCUUAUUGCAGUCGUUACAUUCGCGCACCGUCUGGCCACCUCUUACCCUAUCUAUCCGACCACAGACAGAUACCGUCCUCGUGUCAAUCGCCUACUCCCUACCCACAUAUCUCAGCGGCUGGACCGUUGGCAUUCAGGAAAUGCGUCUGACUUUGGACGGCACCCUCAUCGAAUCACGUCUUACUUCAGCGAUCGACCAAAAUUACCGUCCUCUCACCUUCAACGCCUCCAACCCACCACCGACACCAACUCCACAAACAAUACCUCCCUUCGGUCACUUCAACACUUCUGAAGCCAACCAAAUUCAUUCCAAACCAACCUCCCUUUCCUACUCCCACCCUUAUCUAUUAGUCUCUCAUCCCGACAACACACUAACCCUCUACCUCGUCUCUUCAACCACCGACUCUCUGAAGAUCAGCCCAGGCAACAGACUCUGGGGCCACACUUCCUCAGUGUCGGGAGCCCACGUCGGCGGCCGCGGCAAAGCAGUCUCAGUCAGCACCCGCGGCGACGAACUCCGCGUCUGGGAGCUCGAAGGCGGAUUCGCUUCUGCAUCUGCCCGUCGCCGUCUAGCAGCCGGCGAAUUGAGCGUGCAGUUGCGACCUGAGAAGCCAUCAUCCUCAUCUCCAGAAGAGGACACCUCGACCUCCCUCAGCAAGGCGAGAGGUAUUGGAUUGGGUGCUGCACUCAAAGACAAAGGCAUAGAUGAGACCAGUAUGACGAGAGGGUUUAUUGGUUUUGACGAUGAAAAAGUAGUUGUGCUGAGGGAACGGCAUUGUGGGAACCAGGCUUUGGUGAUUUAUGAUUUUACAUAG